Solea solea (common sole) is the source of this 775-nucleotide messenger RNA. It is a transcript of the gene tmem242, whose product is annotated as transmembrane protein 242. Lineage: Eukaryota; Metazoa; Chordata; Actinopteri; Pleuronectiformes; Soleidae. The transcript is spliced from 4 exons. Bases 85 to 504 code for a protein of 139 amino acids. The record is from RefSeq and is a predicted model, not a curated record.
GUUUCCACCACAUAGACAAAAUUAAAGCACAAUAAACGAUCUUUGUUUCUGUCCGGACACUUGACGCAGACGGACCGUAAUGUCAUGGCGGCGACUGGGAACGAAAGAGAAGAAGCUCAGGGUGAAGAAGAGGAAAAACGACACGUGCUAAAGGGUGCAGUGUUUCUGACCGCGGUGGCGUCUGCAGGAAUGAUCGCAGGAUUUGGCUCCACGUUAGCGCUGGUCAAGAAAAAAAGCCCAGGCUGGUUCAACAAGGGCGUCGCGGCAACGGCGGCGGUCCCGGAGAGCGGAGCGUCCCUGGCGCUCCGAGCGCUGGGCUGGGGCUCGUUGUUCGCCUGGUGUGGCGUCGGACUCCUGAGCGCCACCGUGUGGAAAGUCCUGGGAGUUCACAGCUUCUCUGAGUUCCGACAGAAGACGCAGUCCUUCCUCCCGUCCGUCCCCAGGUCCAACGCAGAGUCUGGAGCCGAGUCUGUGGACUGGGACGCCCUCUUCAGGUCAAAGUGACGCCCUGCAGCCGGGGGACCAAUCACACCAGACCUGUAGCUGAUCAGCUGUUUGUGAGAGACUCGGUGGGACCACGCCCAGUCUCUGUCUCUAGUCAAACCUCACAUUUGAAUUUUAGGAAUAUUACAAUUGUUUACUUUUUUUUGAAUUUGAACGUCAGAUUUAUUUAUUUUUACAUUUCCCUGCGGUUAUGAAAGACUUUUAUUGUGAAGGAGCGUUUGUUGUGAUUGACAGUUUUCUUCACGACAUAAAUGUGAUUAUAUAAAAUAAA